Gasterosteus aculeatus aculeatus (three-spined stickleback) is the source of this 747-nucleotide messenger RNA. Lineage: Eukaryota; Metazoa; Chordata; Actinopteri; Perciformes; Gasterosteidae. The record is from RefSeq and is a predicted model, not a curated record.
AAGUGCUGAGGGGCUGCAUGGUUGGUAUUAAGUUCCAUUCGAAGAGAAUCAGUAGUAAUGGAGAUGGCGGCUUAAAGUCACCUACCUCGGCGAUGACACUGUCUGGUUGGCUCAAGGAAAAGUGUGCUGGCCUGAUGGGGCUUGCCUUUGGUCAAACGUCCUGUUCGAUGGAUAGGCAGAGGGCAGGUGGUAUGCCGGAGCUUCCUCAGAUGUCUCCUAUGAUGGACCAAAGUGACACGCUUGAAAGCUGUCGGCCCAAACAGCCCCCCAGAGACCCUUUGCUGCAGCUGGUCUCCCUGCAGAAGGCGUCUGGCUGCUGGUUGCUGGAUCCACAUCUGGCUGCUGCACUGGGGAAGACCAGCGAGGAGGUGGAGAAGCCCAAGCCUGCAUCGGUGAAGCAGGACGUGUGGGCCACCAUUCUGGCUCUGAUCUGGCUUCAUGGUUUCAAGAUGGAUGCUCAGGAGGAGUGGGAGCUUCUGGCUAUGAAGGCUGUGUCCUGGCUGCGAGCUCAGAAAGCAUCAUUGGUGACGGAGUGUGUGGAAGCAGGAAAUGCUCUGUUGGGUUGCAACGUGCAGAAAGACGCCGUGGGGCUCUGACGUGUUCAUUGAAGGAGCUUCUCCUGCAGGAUUGGUCCCCUCUGGUACAUCAAAGCAGAUUCACUCCAUCGUGUACUUAAAAUCAAUUAAUCCAUUUUAUGUCAACUAGUGUGUAGAACAACUUUAAAUUAAACUCAAUUUUGAAAAACAA